AUGCAAUCGGAAGCUUCAUUUAGAGAAAUUGCUGGAUUUCCUAAUGCCAUUGCAGCUGUUGAUGGUUGUCACAUACCGAUAAGUGCACCUGCUAAUGAUGCUGUCUAUUAUGUCAAUAGGAAGAACUUCCACUCUCUUUUAUUACAAGCAAUUUGUGAUUCAAAAAGGAGAUUUAUUGAUGUUUUUGCCGGUGUAUGUGGUAGUGUUCAUGACGCUCGUGUGUGGGAGAUGAGCGAUAUAAAAAUGGCUAUUGAAGAAGAUCAAGAUCGAUUUUGUCCACAGCAGACUCACAUUGUUGGAGAUUCUGCUUAUGGUUUAAGUGAAACCCUAAUGACACCUUUUCGCGAUAAUGGGCACUUGACACGUACAGAAAAAAACUAUAAUAUUGCUCACUCUCGCACGCGAGUUGUCAUAGAACGUUCAUUUGCUUUGUUAAAAGGUCGUUUUCGAAGAUUGAAGUACUUGUACUUACAAAAUGUAAUAUAUGGUCCUCUUAUAAUAGUAGCAUGUUGUGUUCUUCACAACAUCUGUUUAGAUUUUGAUGAUGAAAUGAAUGCUGAAAUUUUGGAAGAAGUAGAUGAUCUUGUAGAUGAUGAUGCAGUUAAACUUAAUGGGGAAAAUAAACAAAAUGUUGCUGUUUCUGUUGUAGACAAAAGAAAUAACAUUGCCGAAUUGUUGAUGCGAUUAUAA
Messenger RNA from Leptopilina heterotoma, 690 nucleotides. Its product is annotated as putative nuclease HARBI1. The record is from RefSeq and is a predicted model, not a curated record. The coding region runs from base 1 to 690 and encodes 229 amino acids. The transcript has a single exon. NCBI's taxonomy places the organism in Eukaryota, Metazoa, Arthropoda, Insecta, Hymenoptera, Figitidae.